UUCAAUGCAAAACAAAAACAAUUUAUAAAGUAAUAAUUUAUGUAAUUUUGUACUUUUCUGAAAGUUCUGGCACAACUUUGUGAACGUUGGCAUUUAUAUUCAAAUUGUACUGUAAAUAAUUUUUCGCGGAAACAUAAAAUGAGUUCCAGUUUUAAAAUAUAUAAUGCUACCGAACUUUGGCAGGUUGAAACAGGCUUGCCUUCAAUACCCACCUUCAGCCAAACCCUUGACAAAGCUGUUGGCAAUGAUGGAAUACAAUUAGGAUCACUUGUAGAGCUGCUAGGCUUGCCAGGCACUGGAAAAACUCAACUAUGUUUGCAGCUCUGUUGCUCUAUUCAAAUACCAAAAGUAUUGGGAGGUUUAUACGCCGAAGCUCUGUAUGUAGAUACUAAUACUAACUUUACUAUCGGUAGAUUUAAAGAAAUUCUGUUUGCAAGCUUAGCAAAAUGUCAAAUGUUGUUGGAGACUUCAAUAUCCAUUAAUGAAGAGGAAGCUCUAAAGAAAUUGCAUUAUGUUAAUGCAUUUGGGCUUGAAAAGUUCUGUGCAUUCUUGUAUCAACUACCAAAGUUCAUAAAUAGUAGACCAAAUAUUAAACUGAUAGUAAUCGAUUCAAUAGCUUUUCCAUUUAAAGAGGGUAUAUCAUUGAAACAGCGCACAGGAUUACUUUACAGACUAAUGGCAGAUUUGAAUAAGUUAGCUGUAGAAAAACAAAUUGCGGUAGUAAUUACUAAUGAAAUGACUACAAGAAUAGGUUUGUCAUCCGGUGCUAUAGUUGGUGCACUCGGUGAUGCGUGGGCGCAUCGCUGUAACAAACGACUUCUGCUUUCUGCACCUGAUCCUCUAGAUAACAUAAGAUUAGCUGUGCUACUUAAAAGUAAUAGUGCUCCAGAAUCUAUUGGUAAAUUCCAGAUAACACAGGAAGGUAUUCGGGAUAUUGAUUAAAAAGCGAUUGGAACAUACAUAGUUUUAUUAAUAAUGUAUUCAAAUAUAUAUUAUAAUACAUCGUAAACAAAACUACAGCACCAAUAAAUAUCUCA
Messenger RNA from Pararge aegeria (speckled wood butterfly), 1037 nucleotides. RefSeq names its product DNA repair protein RAD51 homolog 3-like. NCBI's taxonomy places the organism in Eukaryota, Metazoa, Arthropoda, Insecta, Lepidoptera, Nymphalidae. Gene Ontology annotation, biological process: DNA repair; meiotic DNA recombinase assembly; reciprocal meiotic recombination. The coding region runs from base 139 to 942 and encodes 267 amino acids. Gene Ontology annotation, cellular component: Rad51C-XRCC3 complex; Rad51B-Rad51C-Rad51D-XRCC2 complex; replication fork. The transcript has 7 exons. The record is from RefSeq and is a predicted model, not a curated record. Gene Ontology annotation, molecular function: ATP binding; crossover junction DNA endonuclease activity; four-way junction DNA binding.